AAAAUGAAUUAACUUUACAAAUGGCAUUUGGAAUCACACAUACGAAUCAACUUACCCAGAUCUAAUUAACUUUCUUGACGUAUGCCACCAUAUAUGGAAAUUCCACAGAUUGUCGCCGGUAAAACCCCAGGCAUGCGCUUAGCUAAUGGGUUAUUGUUUGUUGUGGUUUGAAAUGAAGACGCCGGAAGUAUUACUGAUAACAUUAGCUGAUCUACUCACUGUCUUUUUCAAUACGGUACGCAACUACAGAUAGCAGGGAAUUGACCAGACGGCUUAUCACCACCAAAACAAUGUUGACGGUAAAUGAAGUUUGCUGGCGGUAAUUCCAGCUUGAAGGCUUUAAAAUCAUUUAAUGAUAAUUGCUAACAAUCAGUUUUGAUAACCUUCUAUAAUAUAUCUUCUUCAUUUGCAACAGAUAUAUGGAGACAACGUAGAGCCCAUAAGUAUUUGUAUUCUUCAUUUUUAUGAAAGUGUGAAAUAUGUCUAAAACUAAUUUUAGCAAAGAUUUUCAAAAUUGAGUUUGAAGCAUCGGCUCGUAGACAAAAAAUAUGAAUUAAGCCCAAGUCCGGCAAUUUUUCAGAGUUGAGGGAUGAUAUUUAAAAAUUUUACCUUUGAAUCCCCCUCACCUUAAUUUUCACUUUGGAGGGGUCGAUUUGUGAAGCAUGUGAAACACGUCACACAGGAUUUGCACCCAUAUCUUCGAUAAUGAGUUUUAAGCAUUAAGCAUAAAGAUCUUUGGAAAUUAGUUGAAGCGUGAACAUUCACUUACCAACAAAUGCACUUUAUUAAAUUUGCGAAACACUUCACAAAUUAAUUUUCACAAAGAUCUUUGAAAAUAAGUUUGAGGCCGAUCGGAGGAUAAGCAAAUAAAAUUAAUUUUUUCGAAUUUUGCCAAUUCAGCCCAUGUAGGUAGAGCAUUAUUGUGAAAGUUCAGGUUAAGGUGAUCACAAGCCAGUCACUCAGUCAGAGCAAAGAGAUUAAAAUGUAUAUAUGGCCUGGAGAUGCCUUCCUCUAAGCCUGUCUAUCGAAACAAUAAACUAAUCGUAAUUAUAUCAUAUGUCUAUCAACGCCUUUUAUCUUUAAAACCUUUAAAAUGUCUUCUGUUUCUUUUUAUUGCUGAUGCUCUAAAGUGAAAAACUACCGUCUUAUCCUCACAUACUUGCAUGAUAAAUGUGUCAAAUAAAAAUAUUGAGCCGGAAUGUAUUUACUUCCCUGAGGCUUACCUUGCGUAUUGCUUACUUUGAAAAGUUAUUUUAAUUCACGUUUGCACAACAAAUUUUCAAUAUUGCUUACACGACGUGAUACAAAAAUUUGUCUUUUGUAGUUUGCGUCGAUUCUCUAACGUUAUUUCUCGAACAAUGCGCUCGGUAUACUAAGCCAAAGCCAGUCAGCCGACCUCGAUAAGCUGGUGAGGAUUAUCAGAGCAAACCGCCUGCCGUCACGCGCAAUUGCUGCGUUAUCAGCACAAGCUGCAAUUAAAACUUAAAAGAAGAUGAUUAAAAAAACAGUCAAUGAGUGCGGUUGACUGAAUUUUAAAUAAUAUUGAAUAAAGAAUUUUCCUUUUGAAGUGAGUAAAUAAAAAAAGAGGAAAGCCAAAUGCGAACGUUACAGAAUUUGAAGUGAGCACAUUUGGCAGCAUAAAUCAAAGAAAAGCUGGUCCUAAAAAUAAUAACGAACCCAAACCAAAUCCAUAUCCAUAUCCACAUCCUCGUCCAUAUCCAUAUGCCAUGUCAGGCUGACAAAACUAAACUAAAACACAAAUACAUAUGCAUAACAUGAGCGGAGCUAAAACAAAUCCUCAACACAAAUAACUGCCAACACAUUUGCAUAUAUCUCACAAAUAACCGAAAGCAAAGCAAAAUAGAAACCAAAAGCCCAAACACCAGAAACAACAACAACACACACACACACACAGGAAAAAAGAAAAACGCGUUUACAAUUGUUGAAAACAGAAAAAACCGAGAAACAAAAAAAAAAAGAGUCAGGCGGCAACAAAAUGCAAAACACUUCUAAAAAUGAGGCAUUUCCGGUCGACACACGCAACGUCACAUAAAACAAGGGGUUAAAAAGAGGCGCGAAAAAGUAAAGCAUAAUAAACGCCGAACAUAAAAAUCGGCGCUGAAAUCUGCUGGAAACAAGAAGCAGAACAACAAAGCUCCGAACAAAAGCCAUCGCUUCAGGAUGGCGAAGGGACAGGCAAAAUAUUUAAAGCAUAUGCCACACGGCUAAUACAAUAAUAUAAAAGGCAAUAAAACUCGUGGCCGGAUUCGUGGGACGCGGUAGGGAAGGUGCAGUGGCGGAGGCGGAGGCAGAGGCGGAGGCAGAGGCAGCAGCUGCUCCUAUCAGUGUGAAGCCAUCAAAUUCGAUUAGAUGCCCGGCCUUUGGGGGGUUGGCAAUAACGGAAAAAGAAACACUUGACUGUUUUGGCAGCUGCAAGAGAUGAGGAUGAAGCUCCCGGUCGAGCGUGAAGUUGUUGGGGGAAGGUACGAAAAGCUGUUGUCCUGCUGCCCGGAUGGUAAUUGUUUGUUUUGUGUUCAUAUUUUUUGCACAUUUAUCGUUUUUAUAGUACCCGAAAUCCUCAAAAAAUGUGAGGACUGUAAAAUAAGCCGACGGAACUACAGAAAAUCAAAUUUUUUGUAUCCCUAUCAGCAUUCAAUUUGCAUAUGUUUGUUAAUUACAACUAAUUAGAGCAGCUAAACGUCUUUAAAUAAACAUACAAAUAAUAAAAGAUAUUUAAAACUUUAUCUAAAGAGAAUAUGGAAUAAUACCCAAUGACGAUGGCGACAAACAUCAGAAGAGGCGAAUGCGCUUUUAAGGAAAUUAAAAGAGAAAUUAAAGAUAAGCCAUUUUUUAUUGAAGAAGUGCGGCCAAACAUUCGCGCCCCAAUCUCUCUAUGAGCUUUAGCGUAAAUACCAAAUGAAACUUUGCACCAAUAAGUUAUGCCUAUCAAAUGGCAAACGAUAAACAAUCAUAAGAUAAAUAUUUAAAUAGAGCUGCUCGAUAUGCUAUAUAAGCCGAAACAUUCCACUAGGAGAACAGACAGUUAUUCAUUAACUCUUGGGCAGACAAUAUGACAGCCAAGGCACUAUUCCCAACUUUCUUUAAUGAGGAGACAAAAGUGUGGAGUGGAGUACCCAGGCGGCGACAAUUCCACUACGAUUGCUCCGUGGGUGAAAGAAUAUACACUUCAUUGAAGAAUUGGCCACAAAAUGUCGCCCAGAUCAGCGACAUAGACGGACGCGUGGUGACCUUUGAAGAAGUGCAAGCCUGGGCCACGCGCCUGGCACUGUACUUCAAGAGUGAGAAACUAACCCAUGAGGAUGUCGUAGGCAUUAUUGGAAAUGCCAGCGACUAUGUUAGUUCCCUAACUGUGGCCUGCUUCUUCAACACGACGCCUUUCCAUGCUGUGGCCUACACAUAUAUGAAGGAACCAGAAGUUAUAAGAGCAUUAUAUGAUAUUACAAAGCCAAAGAUUAUGUUCUGCGAAAGUGUGCACUAUGAGAUCAUGAAGGAAGUAACCAAGGAAUGGAAUCCCAAGUAUGUAACUAUGACAGGUCGUGUUGAGGGUGUGCCCAGCAUUGAGGAUCUGCUGAAACCACAUCCCAUGGAACGUUUCUACCAACCCGAGGUCUUGGCCGUUGGCGGCGAUCAGACAGCAGCCAUCCUAUGCUCAUCGGGCACAUCUGGAAAUCCAAAAUCUGUGGCCUUAUCUCAUAGACACAUUAACAAGACAGAAGCAAUUACCAACAGCACUGAUGUGUUCUUGACAAGUGCCACAUUAGAUUGGAUGACAGGCUUUUCGUUAAUGAUGUUAACCUUCUUCUAUGGCACCACUCAAGUCAUAUUUAACGAGACCUUCAAUGCUGAUAGCUUCAUUCGGAUGAUCGAAAAGCACAAAGUUACCUUGAUUGUGAUGCCGCCAUGGCAGGCCUUUGACGUGUUCACAAGUCCGUUGGCCACAAAGCAGAGUUUGUCCAGCGUGCGCAUGUGUAUUAUUGUCGGUGGCUGGCUUUCAUCGAAGAUCAUGCAGAAGGGCCAAGAAAUUAUGGAGCAUUGCCAUAUUGUAUUCUCAUAUGGCUCCACUGAGACGGGUUCAAUCGCCUUCAACAUCGAUCACAGUCUUGAGAAUUCUGUAGGCAGACUGCCACCAGGUGUCAACGUUAAGAUCGUAGACGGGGAAGGCAACGCACUGGGACACAACCAGGUUGGCGAAAUACUUAUUGACGUUGGCGUCAAAUGGGAGGGCUAUGUGGGUAAUCCUGAGGACACUGCCUCCACCCUCAAGGAUGGAUGGAUCAAUCUUGGCGAUAUUGGCUACUUUAAUAAUGAUAACAAUCUGUUUUUGAUCGAUCGUAAGAAGGAUGUGCUCAAGUACAAAUCAAAGGAUUAUUGGCCCAACGAAAUAGAGCAAAUUAUUGCCGAACUGCCGGAGGUUCAAAGUGUUUGCGUUGUCGGUGUCAGGAACAGGGGCUACACCGAUGCCGCCGGCGCCUUGGUCAUCAAGAAGUCUGGCACUGACAUCACCAAAGAGAAGAUCAUCGAGCACGUGGCCAACCGUGUUGUUGUCGAAUACAAGCAACUGAACGCUGGAGUCCAGUUUGUCAAUGAGUUGCCACAGAACAACAAUGGAAAGGUGUUAAGAAACGUCGCAAGGAAAGUGUUUGAGUCACUUAUGGAGAACCCAGAGUUUUAGAUUUAUUUAGCUAGUAUUGUUUUCUUUUCUGUAAUUUAAAAUUAAAAACUUGUAUGUAUUCGAUUUAUGAUUAAAAGAAAUAAUUCCACUUAAUAA
Molecule: messenger RNA, 4789 nt
Organism: Drosophila montana
Lineage: Eukaryota; Metazoa; Arthropoda; Insecta; Diptera; Drosophilidae
Exons: 4
Coding region: 3071-4693 (540 amino acids)
Biological process (GO): fatty-acyl-CoA biosynthetic process; long-chain fatty acid metabolic process
Molecular function (GO): long-chain fatty acid-CoA ligase activity
Source: RefSeq, a predicted model, not a curated record